Chrysoperla carnea is the source of this 5220-nucleotide messenger RNA. Its product is annotated as CAP-Gly domain-containing linker protein 1-like. Bases 1 to 5034 code for a protein of 1677 amino acids. The record is from RefSeq and is a predicted model, not a curated record. The transcript has 8 exons. Lineage: Eukaryota; Metazoa; Arthropoda; Insecta; Neuroptera; Chrysopidae.
AUGAGCCAGAAACAUAUCAUUCCAAAUCCAGCCUCAACUCCAUAUGCAUCGAAAACAAGUUUGCAGGAAUCAAUACGUGAAAAAGAUCAACAAAUUUCAAAAUUAUUACGGGAACGCGAUUUGGAUCGAUCGGAAGUUACGAGAGCGGCAUCACAAGCAGACCAUGCUGAACAAUUAUUGGCUACUUUAAGGAAGGAUUAUGAGAAGUAUCGACAAGAAUGCGAGAUAAAACUGAAAGAAAAUAAUGGUGCCUUAUGUAAACUUCAAUCAGAACGUGAAGUAUUACUGGGACAAAUUAACGAAGAGAAACAAAAGGCAGAAGAUUUACAAUUCCGUUUUGAAGAAGCUGCAUUACAUAAAGAUGAUGUUGAAUCAACAGCUAGUAUUUAUUUGGCAAAAAUUAAAGAAUUGGAGAAUAGUUUAAAAGAAGAACGAGAAAAUGUUAAACGAUUAGAAAAAGAUAACGAUAAAUUAUUCGAGGCUGAAGAAGAAUUGACAAAGACAAAAGUGGAAUUGGAACAAUUGAAAGCUGGGAAAGUUAAUGAAGAAUCUUCAUCAAGUGAUUUGAAACAAGAAAACGAAGCAUUGAAACAGGAAUUAGAAAAGCUUAAAAACCAAAAUAUUGAAUUACAUUCCAAAGUUGAUAAUUCCGAAACAUUAUACUCCAAAGCAUUACUCACUAUUAACGAACACAAAGAAGAACUAGAAGCAAUGAAAGCACAAUUACACAAAGUUAAAGAUGAAUUGGAAAUGAAAACACGUGAUUUAUGUGAAAUAAAUAAAAAACAACAGGAUGAUUUACAAAAAGAAAAUGAAAAAUUACAGAAACAACUCGAAUCACAAAAAACUGAAAUGGAAUCAUAUGUACAUGAAAUUAAGAAACGUGAUAGUGAAUUAGCUGAACUAACUGUAAAAUUGGAACAAAGCAAACAUGAAAUGAAAUUGAAGGAUGAAAAUAUCGAACAUCAUGUUCGUGCCAAACGUGACGUUGAAGAACAACUCGAACAGAAAGUAAAAGAACAUCAAGAAAUUCUCAAACAACAAGAAGAUGAAUUUGAAAAACAUAAGAUUGAACAAAGCAAAAAAAUAGCUGAUGCUGAAACCGAAAUUAUUGCCAAGCGUGCCACCAUUGAAUCACAUGCCUCUGCUUUAGAACAAUUACAAAAAGAGUUAUCAGAAGCUAAUUCACAAGUGCAAUUCGUAACAUCUCAAUCCAAUAUGCAACAAACUCAAAUGCAAGAAUCAUUUAUCCAACAAAAAGACAUGAAGAUCUUACAAAUGAAUGCACAAUUCGAAGCUAAAUGUAACGAACUUGCUCAUUGUCAUGAUGUCAACACGAAACAAGUACAAGAGUUACAUCAAAAGGAAGCACAAAUCGAAACAUACAAACGUGAUUUCGAAGUCUUAUAUCAAAAACUUCGCGAUGAAGAAACUAUGAACUGUAAUUUGACUGCUCGAAUCAACGAAAUGGAAUUGAAUGUGGGUGAUUUAUCACGUAAGAUUACAUCACAGAAUGAAAUGAUCCAAAUAAUCACCGAAGAAAAACGUAAAUUAGAAAUGGAAAUCCAACAAUACAUGACCCAUAAUCAUGAAUACGAUGAGAAAUUAAUGAAGUGUUCAAACCGAAACAAUGAACUCAUCCGUCAAGUUGAAGAAUGUCGUAACGAAUACAAUAAACAACAACAAAUUUUCCAACAUAAAGAACAUGAAUAUCAAAUCCAAAUUCAAAACUUACAAGUUCAACUCAACAAUGUGAACGAUAAUUUGAAUAAAAAACUUCAAGAUGCAGUUAACGGUCACAGCGUUAUGCAACAAAAAUGCCAGAACGAUUUAUUAGCAGCCCAACGUCUUGAAGGGGAACUUCGUGCAGAGAUUGAUCGAUUAAACAUACUUUUACAACAAAGCAAUAAAUCUAUGCAAAAACGUGAAAAUGAUUAUAAAUUACAAAUCGAUCAAUUGAAGGUAGAAAUCGAUAAAUUGACAGUAGAAUAUCAAAAUCAAAUUAAAAUGUGUGACGUCAAAGUUCAACAUAUUGUCAACGAAAAUAAGGAACUUAAAAUGUUAUUAAAACAGAAGAACGAUAUGAUCAUCGAAAUGGAGUCGAAAUGUAAACAAAUGUUUAACGAUUGUCAAAGUCAAUGUCAUGGUAUGCAAGAAGAAUGCGGACUCAAUAUCAAGAAACUUAACGACGAACUCAAUCAUUUACGAGUGACCCUCAGUCAACGUGAACAAAGUAUUAACGAAUUGAAUGUACGUAUGAGCAGCUUGAAACAAGAAAACAUUCAAAUAACAAACAAAUUGCAAGUUUAUAAUGAAGAAAAUAAUCACUUACACAUCCAAAUCAAUCAAUGUAAACAAGAAAAUCAGCAUAUCCAAGAAGAACUCAAUACUAAGAGCUCUCAAUUGAAUAUAUACAUGCAACAAGUGAAACAAGUCAGCGAAGAAAAAGAAAAGAUUGAAAUCAUGUUACAACAAGUCCACAAGAAAUUGGAAAUUGUAAAUCAAGAAUACACUCAAAUCAAAGAACAAUUCAUUCUAAAUCGUCAACAUUGCGCCAACAAAGACCAACAUAUCAAAGAACUCGAAGAAAUUAAGGUACAAUACGAAAAUCAAAAAUCAAUGCUAAUGGUACAAAUCGAACAGAAAGAAAGUAAAAUCCAAGAACUUGCCCACACAAUCGAAAUCACAAAACAACAACAAUGUGUUGAAUGCGAGAAUCGUAUUCAAAUCAUACAGAAACAAUGUGAUUCCCGGGCAAUGGAAUGCUCAAAAAUGGAACAAAAUAUCCAUAUGCUUCAAAUCAAGAUUAACGACAUGUCAAUUGAAUGUAAUCGUGCUAAAUCUGAAAUUACUAUCUGGCAACAGGAAUACGAAAAAGUAAAGAAUCAAUCGAAUACCAUCGAACAACAUUGCUCCGAAAAGGAUACCCUUAUCUUGGACUUACGUGGGGAAAUUCAAAUUUUGAAAGAACAUCAUGAACAACAAUCUAACCAUCGCAUUGAAUUAUUGGAACAACAAAUUAACCAAUACAAAGUACAAUUUAACGAAUAUCAACAACAAUGCGAUAUCAGAUCCCAUGAAUUGGAAGAGUGUAAGAAUCAAAUCAUUGUCAUCAAAGAAACGCAUAACAAAGAACAGCAACAACAAGUUGUCAUCGUUAAACAGCAAUACGAACAGUUGCAAAAUACAUAUCAUACCUUACAAGUCAACUGUGAGAAACGUCAACAGGAGGUCUUCAAUUGUAAACAAGAGGUCCAACAAACGCAACAUCAUUGCUCUGAAACACAGAAUAAAUUAGUUAUCCUCGAAAAAAAAUGUACUGAAGUCCAACACAACUUCGGUAGCUUAAAACAACGUUGCGAGAACAAUAUAAUAAACCUAAAAAUAUGUCAAGAACAGCUUAAGAACCGUGUUCAACAUCCACCAACUCAAUCCCAACCAAUAAUCCAACAAUCAUGUGAUAAUGAGAAUCGACAAAUCACUUUACUUCAACAACAAAUUCAACUCUUACAACGUGGCGUCUGUGAUGUAAAUCGUAUUUGCACGAAUCUAAAUCAAAAUGAUAUUGAUGUUCAACGGUUUUGCCAUUCUCAAAUUGUACAAAUUAAUCAAUUACAAGUGAAUUUGGAACAAUGUAAGAAUAAUUUACAACUGUGCCAUGGACAUCAACAAGAUAGUGUAAAACAAACCAGCAAUUGUGCAAAUGAGAAACAUGUCAUAUUAAAUCAAUGUAACGAACAAAAACGACAAUUAGAAAUACAAAUCACACAAUUACAACAAGAAAAUUUGAAAUUCAUCGUAGUUCAAAAGGAAUUGGAACAAUCGAAGUUAAUUAUCCAUCAAUUACAACAAGAAGGCGAACAUCGUUGUGAUUUACUAAAAUUAACUGUACAACAAAAGGAGAAUGAAAUAAUGUACUUGCAUGAUAUAAUCCAACAAUUACAUGUUAUAAACAAUUCAACAUCCCAAAAUAACAAACAUUGUAAGAUGUUAGAAUUAACAAUCAAACAAAAUCAAGUGGAAUUAACACAAAAGAUACAAUUAAUCAAUGAAUUACGUGUGAAGAUUGAUGGAUUAUUGAAAUUACAAAACGAUGUUCAACGUUGUAGCGUACUUGAAUUACAAUUACAACAAAAACAAUUAGAAAUUGAUACACAAGCACAAUUAAUUAUACAUUUACGUAAAGUAUUAGAAGAUUUACAAUUCGGUGGUAAUCAACAAGAACAUAAUGUACAUACGUUUAGAGCUGAAAUUGAUAAAUUAAAUACAUAUUUACAUGAAAAAGAUCAAAUGAUCUUUAAAUUACAAACGAAAUUACAACAAUGUGAGCGAAAUAGUAAAGUACAUGAUGAACAUCGUGUUUCUAUUCCAAUUAUAAGUGGGGCUAAUAAUUGUGGUGUAUAUGUUGAGGAAAUUAGUCGUUUACAAACUGAAUUACAUUGGUCACAUGUACAUGCUACUGAAUUCGAGAAUAAAUUCCAUUUAUUGGUAACGGAAAAUCAACAAUUAUUGGAAAAAUUACGACAAUGUGUUGAUGGAUGUCAUAGUCAUUCAAUGAAUGUUACAAUUCCUAAUAAUUGGGAAAUUGAAAAGUUAACAUUACUUGAACAAAUUGCUGAAUUAAAGUGCGAACUUGAAACUCGAGCCAAGGAAUUGAUUAUUUGUAAAACGAAAAUACCUUGUAAAAGCAAAAGUGCCGAAAUUGCUGUGGAUCUAGAUAUAGGUUCUGCAUUAGAACAAGCACAUCAAGAAAAAUUCACAAAUAUCAACAAUAAAUUAUCUAGUGUCGGUGGAGCAAUUGGUUCUAUAAAACAAAAAGCUGCUCAUGUGAUACAAAGUCGAGAUGAAGGUAGUUCUGCCGGUGGCUGGCAACAAAUCACACAAGCAAAUCAACAAAUUCAAUUUUUAAAUUCAAUUAUUGUUGAUAUGCAACAGAAGAAUGAACAACUUAGAUCGAAAAUUGAGGCAUUAGAAGCAACGUGCGCACCAAAUUCAUCGUCUCAGAUCGUUUGGCCAUUCAACAGAAGAUUGUGAUGAAACAGAGACCUUUUAAAUACAGAACAUAGAUUCAAAUUCUGAAGUGUAAUCACACCCCUCAAAAAGUGUGAAUUACUAGCUUAGACCUCAUUUUGUAAAGAAAAUUUAACUUAAAAACCAAUUAACUAAUUUAUUGCGAUAGUCAAUGUAAAUAUUUAUAAAAUUAGUCAAUUAUUUAGGAAA